AUGUCGCCAACCCCCGAAGAAUCCGAUCAGAAUUCCGAGAAACAAUCUCCCGCUGAAUUCUGGGAGCGGCCCCGCUUGCCUCGCCCUCCACCCACCAACGAGCAGAGAGCUGCCGCUCUUGCGCGCGUGCUUGAUCCGAAUGACCCUCUCUACCGCCCAAAUCAAGCGAAGAAUGUCGCCACCGUGAUUGAGCUUUAUCAAAACGGAACAAUCACGGUGAACGACGAGGUAUUUGUGGUCGACGGGCGUGUUGCCAGCCAAGAAGAGUGUAUUGCGGCCAAGAAGCCGUAUUUCUGCGAGCGCGGGAACCAUACCUCGCAGCAAUGUGUACAGAAGGCCAGCUAUGGACAUGGCCCUUACAUUCAUGGACACGAGCUCAAAGCGUGUAUCCGUCUUCCGCUAUCGGAAGGUGGUAAUGGCGCCCUUUUCCAUAUCAGCAUGCUAAAUGAUACGGGCAGUGACAUGCUCACAAUCUUUGAGCACGAGACUAUGAGCCUCGCGAUGAUAUGCCCUUCGUACAUGCCUCAGGUUUGGAUGGAAGAGAUCAGUGGUGCCGACGGAGCUGUGGAUCUUCUUCCUUGCUUUAACGUGGAGAUGCAGAUGGAGACGGAGAAUGGGGUCGCAUGGGGUCCCUGGUUUGUGGAGUCGGCAGUGGAGCGGCCUUUGGUAUUUGGUAUGGCUCGCUUGUCGGGGAUGAAGAUGAGGCAACAGUUUUUCGUGGGGUCAUCGCCCCGUAAUCCCAAUAUUUCUGUUGCGACUACGAAAGGAGGGAUGGCUUCACUUCUUUAG
Penicillium psychrosexuale is the source of this 789-nucleotide messenger RNA. RefSeq lists its product as uncharacterized. The record is from RefSeq and is a predicted model, not a curated record. The transcript is spliced from 3 exons. The coding region runs from base 1 to 789 and encodes 262 amino acids. NCBI's taxonomy places the organism in Eukaryota, Fungi, Ascomycota, Eurotiomycetes, Eurotiales, Aspergillaceae.